AUGCCAAGAGAUCCUGUGCUACCUAUUGGCGGUGCACGGUCCGUCCAAAAGGCAGCCCCUGUAAGGCCUUGGCAGCUGUCAUAGACAGUCACACGUAUCUGUUACGUAAUCUCAGCAGUCACACCUUUCGUUUUGUUUGUAUAGAACGCACAUGACAAGAAGUUGAUUCACAACUUGAUUUACUGGUUAUUAUAGGAUAUCGAAUUAAGUGUACAUAUUAGGGGCGUGUGAUUUUGACUCGAGAGGGUUUUGCACGAUAGUUUUUAGUGGAAUAAAUCGAAUUAGUGACAAGAACGACUGCGCCUUCUUCAUGUUUAUAACAGUAGGAGAAAGAGACGGAACAUUCCAUGCGGGGAAGAAUUCCCAUAACCACACGGCGGAAUUUGAGGCUGCAAUUGCGAGAAAGAUCGUCAAUACGGAUAAAACCAAGGCGCUGGAUAACAAGUUCAAGCCAGCUUCGGCGAUAGUGAACGAGGUAAUUACAACGCUACAUUAGCAAAUACUUACUAAACAAGCACAGACAGUUCAGGGGCACCCAACGAGAAUAUAGUUCAAAACUACUUGAACAUAGCAUCGUUGGACGUAUUUUAUUAUUUAAACGGUACAUAUAGGCAUAUUUUCAUCCCCUAAAAAUUUUUCAUCUGUUCGGAUUUCCUAGAUGAAAGUCUAGUGAUCCGAAAAUUAUAGGGAUCAAAACUUGCCUUUUCGAAAUUUCAGCCAGAAAAAAGGCUUUCGAAAAUUCUAGGUGACCUUUUUAGGGUAAACAUCCGUUAAAAUGGGCAAUUGUACCACUUUUUAGAUGUUCGAAAAUCCAAGGAGAGGCAGGAAAGGAAGACAUUUUAAAACAAAUGUUAGGAAAAUUCCAGACCUCAGAUAUCUUCCAAAAAUUGGGUGCCCCUGACAAUUUGAUGUUAUAUGGAAUAUAUUGCUGUAUUGAUUCUAUAAAAUACAGUUUAGAUGAUAACCAUGCCUAAAAUAAGAACCUAGUUUAACUGUAACUCCUAUGUUUUAGGUCCUGUCAGAUGAAUUGACAGAAUCCCCGUGCCCAGCCAUUCGCAAACCUGAGUACAUAGCGAGGAUCGCCAACCGCCAGCGCCAAAGCUUAGCGGAACAUGCAAAAGCAUUUCAUUUCAAACCAAAUCGAAAUUCAGCUGUAUUUGGCUAUCAUAAAUCACCUGAGGGUAAUAAUACUCUAAAUAAGAUUUUGCCAGAUAUGUUGUGCAGUCAAGCGGGUCUUAAGAUAAGUUAA
Molecule: messenger RNA, 1249 nt
Organism: Pocillopora meandrina
Lineage: Eukaryota; Metazoa; Cnidaria; Anthozoa; Scleractinia; Pocilloporidae
Source: the annotation of a GenBank genome assembly